AUGGUCUUGAUUCAGCUCAAUAACCAAAUCUUACAGAGGAUUAAUAACUAUCAAGCGCUUGAUAAAGUUAUAUUAUCAAUCAACAACGUUGAAAUCACACUUACUAAAUCGUUUGCUGUUGCAAUUUCUCAAACUUUUUACUCGCAAUAUCUAUUAGACAAUAAUAUUGCUAAAAUUGAUAUUCAUACAGAUGUAAAGUCACAAGAAACGUAUAAUGUAUUAAAGGACAUUCUUCAAUACAAUAAAACGGAUAUUGAAUGUGAUGAAACAAUUUUAAAUGACCUUUUCCAUAUCGGCAUUAUUCUUGAAAUGCAAGAACUCACUUAUUUAUAUAAAAUGCAUGUUAUUGACAAAAUGAAAAUUGAUAAUAAUAAUUGCAUUGAUUUACUUGAAUUUUAUUUCGAUAUUUCUUCUCAAGAAAAUAUUAUUGAAUGCAUUAAAUAUAUAUCAUCAAAUUUCUAUGCGAUUGAUUCAAAUAAACUCAAAUUAAUUUCGAACAAACUCGGAAUUGACAUUUUGCAGCAAAUAUUUAGCAGUGAUGAACUAUUACUUGAAGAUGAAGAUUCAUUAGCUAACUUUAUUAUUUCUUUAACAAAAGAAAACGAAAAAUUCUAUCCAUUGAUAGAAAACAUUCAUUUUGAAUUCUGUAAUGAACAAGUUAUCAAAUCAAUGAAAGAUAUAGUAGAUCUGAAUAACUAUCACUGUGUUGUUAACUCACUUUCUGAUUCAUUACUAAGAUCCAGAAAUCCUAAAUCUAAAGAUAGAAUCUUGCAAUGUGAAAAUAAAACAAAUUAUUUCAAAAGCGGAAAUGUUGAAAUGUCUGCUUCAUCUAUAGGUAGUGGACACUCCAUUGAUGUGAUUAAUAAAUAUAGAACUGAUACAUAUUUUAAGACUGAGAAUAUUCCUAAUUCAUGGGUUCAGUGGAAGUUAAAACAAAACAUUGCAAUUCAACCGACUGAAUAUAUUGUUAGGACAUUCCAUAGUGGAAUAUCUUCAUAUCAACUUCAAACGUGGAAAGUUGAAGGAACAACUAUUAACGGAGAAACAAAAAUAAUUCAUGAAGUUAAUAAAUCUCCAUUAAAUGCAGGAGAAAUUCGAAAAUAUUCUCUAAAUACAAAUGAUAAAUUUAUAUCAUUCAAAUUGAUUCAAACAGGCAAAAUUGCAUAUAGCAGUCCUAAUGAUUCUUUGCGUCUAGAUGUUUUUGAUUUUUCUGGAAAGAUAUUUAGUAAAUAA
Messenger RNA from Trichomonas vaginalis G3, 1233 nucleotides. Its product is annotated as spectrin binding. The record is from RefSeq and is a predicted model, not a curated record. The coding region runs from base 1 to 1233 and encodes 410 amino acids. The transcript has a single exon. Lineage: Eukaryota; Parabasalia; Trichomonadida; Trichomonadidae.